This is a messenger RNA of Durusdinium trenchii, 2121 nucleotides long. The record is from the annotation of a GenBank genome assembly. Lineage: Eukaryota; Dinophyceae; Suessiales; Symbiodiniaceae.
AUGACAGUCGCUGUGUCCUUACAGUGGAUACUUCGAAGAUCCUGGAGGUUUGCGGGAAAUGCCAAUGGGCGACCGACCGCAACGGAGGAUUUGCCUCCCCAACAGCUCCGCUUUGUGGCGCAAGGCGACAGGCCAUUUGUUGGCUCGGAGGAAGCUUGUUUGAUCAAGUGGUGCCUUAAUCUCGGUCGCAUUGAGCUAAGCCCUGAUAGCCUUGAGAAGGAUGAUGCAUAUCCUCGCUCUACUGAUGCUUGGCAAUACAAGCGCAAGCUCAGUCAGACGGUCGGUGACGACUUCUGCCAAGGGAAGACAGGGCUUCACGCCGCACCGGCGGGAGCUGAAGGCAAUGAGGACUGCCGGGGCUACUACAACUGUUGGCAUGGCAAUGAAGCCAUGCAGCUGUGUGGCUCGGGCUUGCGCUUCAACCCAGCGACCAAGAAUUGUGACUGGAAGGACAACGUGCUUUGUGAGGUGAUCACAACUGUUUCCCCUAGCACAACCGUGGCGCCAAGCACCACAACCCCCAGCACCACAGGGCAAGGCACUACAACAUCUCCCGCAACGACAAGCAGUUCAUCUACAGAUCCGUCGGAGUUCUGCCAAGGGAAGACUGGCUUGUAUGCCGCCCCUGUGGGCAUGGUGGGCAAUCUAGAUUGCAGGGGGUAUUUCAACUGCUUCCAUGGAAACGAACCAAUGCAGUUGUGUGCUGAGGGCCAACGCUUCAACUCCAAUCUCAAGAUUUGCGACUGGAGUGCCAAUGUCUCCUCAACGACCGGUGGCAAUAGUGGAAAGAUUUUUGUGGCCUACUUUGCCAAUUGGUUCCAGUGGUGGCCUGAGCCCUAUAAGUUCAUGCCCUCCGACAUCCCGGCAGACAAGAUCACCCAUCUCAACUAUGCCUUCGCCAUGAUCCACAGCAGCACCUUUAAGAUUCGACACUUUGAAGACAACGAUGUGAGCAAUUGGGGCACUGGUACUUGGGAAACACCAUGUAGCCAGCAAUCUGAGUGGUGUUCGAAGGGCCUUUACGAACAGGUGAACGACCUGAAGGCGACCCAUCCACAUUUGAAGACCUUGAUUUCCAUUGGAGGAUGGUCCUUCAAUCUUCCCGAGAGCGAAGAUGCCGAAAGCGCCACGCGGAUGAAGCGCCUGGAUAGUGGCUGGAGCGAAUACGUCUUCUCAGACAUGGUGAGCACAGCCGAAAACCGACAGAAGUUUGUGGACUCAGCCAUCGACUUUUGUCGCACCUGGGGGUUUGAUGGCUUGGACUUGGAUUGGGAGUAUCCUGGUUACAUCGGCCGUGGGGGCCGCACCACCGACAAGGCCAACUUCGCUCUGUUGCUCUCAGAGCUCCGCAGUGCCUUCGAUGCUGAAGGAUCCGCCACGGGGAAGGCACCCCUCUUGCUGACAGCUGCAGUGGGCAUUGGACCAACAACUGCGGACAACGCCUACGACGUGCCGGCCCUGAACCAAUACUUGGAUUUCAUCAACUUGAUGACCUAUGACAUGUAUGGAGGCUGGAGCCCGGAGAAAACAGCCAUUCACAGCCAACUCUAUGCGGGCCCAGGUGAUUCCUUCGGAGAUGGAGUUCCGCUGAGUGGUGAGUAUGCAGUGAAUGACUGGAUCAGCCGUGGUGCCAGCGUCAACAAGUUGGCCCUGGGCCUGGUGACCUAUAGUCGUAGCUUCCAACUCCAGAGUAGUGCUGCUGGUCAGGGCCCCGGCGCUGCAGGAGUGGGAUAUGGUGCUACCCAACCCUACAGCAAACAAAAAGGCCUGGCCAGCUACUAUGAGAUCUUGACCUUGAUCAGCCAAGGAGCCCAGAAGUCUUACGAUGCAUCUCGUUGUGGGGCCUAUCUCCAAAAGGAUGAUCUUUGGAUGGGUUACUUGGCCUUACUACUGGGAGCAAGGACGCUACUAGGGCCACUAGGGGCUCCUGGCAUCGCUACUAGGAACAAGAAGCUACUAGUAGCUCCUUCCCCUUUGGAUGGGUUACUUGGCAGUGUUUGUUUUUGGAUUGUGGCAUCGGUCAAUCCAGCGAUCCAGCGAAAGCGGCUCGAGUCUUGCAGGGUUCCGUGUUCAAUGGGCCAAGGCUUCCCCUCCCCACGAGCCAAUGGCAGUUUACCCUAA